This is a messenger RNA of Nothoprocta perdicaria, 1944 nucleotides long. It is a transcript of the gene DDX47, whose product is annotated as DEAD-box helicase 47. The transcript is spliced from 12 exons. Lineage: Eukaryota; Metazoa; Chordata; Aves; Tinamiformes; Tinamidae. The record is from RefSeq and is a predicted model, not a curated record. Gene Ontology annotation, molecular function: ATP binding; RNA helicase activity; nucleic acid binding. Bases 1 to 1362 code for a protein of 453 amino acids.
AUGGCGGCGGGAGAAGCGCGGGAGCCGGUGGCGGAGGCCGAGCCCGCGGCGGAGGAAGAGCAGGAGCAGCCGCGCAGCUUCAAGGACCUGGGAGUGACAGAUGUCCUGUGUGAAGCUUGUGACCAAUUAGGAUGGAAGGUACCAACAAAGAUCCAAGUUGAGGCUAUUCCAGUGGCUCUCCAAGGCAGAGAUAUCAUUGGCCUGGCAGAAACAGGUUCUGGAAAAACAGGAGCUUUUGCUUUGCCGAUUCUUCAAGCACUGCUGGAAACACCGCAGCGUUUGUUUGCUCUUGUCCUCACACCGACAAGGGAGUUGGCCUUCCAAAUUUCAGAGCAGUUUGAAGCUCUCGGAUCCUCCAUUGGUGUCCACAGCGCCGUUAUUGUGGGUGGAAUUGACACGAUGUCUCAAUCUCUGGCCUUAGCCAAGAAACCACAUAUUAUAAUUGCAACUCCUGGUCGCCUAAUUGAUCAUCUGGAGAACACAAAGGGCUUCAAUUUACGAGCUCUGAAAUAUCUGGUGAUGGAUGAGGCUGACCGAAUCCUCAAUAUGGAUUUUGAGACAGAGGUGGAUAAGUUACUGAAAGUGAUUCCACGAGACAGAAAGACCUUCUUGUUCUCUGCCACCAUGACCAAAAAGGUACAAAAACUCCAGCGUGCUGCUCUUAAGAAUCCUGUUAAAUGUGCAGUUUCUUCCAAAUAUCAAACAGUUGAAAAGCUACAGCAGUAUUAUAUUUUCAUUCCCUCUAGAUUCAAGGACAGCUAUCUGGUUUAUAUCCUGAAUGAACUGGCUGGAAACUCCUUCAUGAUAUUCUGCAGUACGUGUAACAACACUCAGAGGACUGCUCUACUGCUUCGCAACCUGGGGUUCACUGCCAUCCCUCUCCACGGGCAGAUGAGUCAGAAUAAACGCUUGGGCUCCUUAAACAAGUUCAAGGCAAAGGCUCGAUCUAUUUUGCUGGCAACUGACGUUGCAAGCAGAGGUCUGGACAUCCCACAUGUAGAUGUGGUCAUAAACUUUGAUAUUCCUACCCACUCCAAGGAUUAUAUUCAUCGUGUUGGGAGAACAGCUCGAGCUGGGAGAUCUGGCAAGUCUAUUACCUUUGUUACGCAGUAUGAUGUAGAGCUGUUCCAGCGUAUUGAACACCUGAUUGGCAAGAAGCUGCCAGAAUUCCCCACGCAAGAGGAGGAGGUCAUGAUGUUGACAGAACGUGUGGCUGAGGCCCAAAGAUUUGCGCGAAUGGAGCUGCGGGAGCAGGGGGAGAAGAAGCGAUCUCGGGAUGGUGAUGAUGAUGACACAGAAGAAGCUAUUGGUAUCAGGAAUAGAGUGGCUGGUGGUAAAAAGAAGAAAAGGAAAGCCUUCUAGUUCAUGUUUGGACAAACUUUUAUCUUCCUGUUCAUGACUGUGAGAUUAGGUUAAAAUCUACUGAUUUACAUCCAGCGGACCUUUUCAGGACUAUUUACCAUUAAAUUGGGUGGAUCUGGCUGGAAAACAACUUUCUCUUCACUGCUUCAGCAGUGUCUUUGCUAGUUACAGGCUGAGUAUGGUCUAUUACAAUACCAAGGACUGAAUCUUCUCUUCAGAGAUGCCAGACCAUCCAUCCUCUCUGGGCUUGGGAGGAGCUGUUGCCUGGCCCAGCUCAUUCCCGAAGAGAUGCUGAAGAGAAGAAUGGGUGCAUGUAGGGUGGGUGCAGCUUUCCCCUUGCUGUACUCUCUCACCAGCCAGCUUGCUCUGUGCAUCUGAUAUGAGGCCUAUCAGAAGAAAGAGGAGAAAGAUAAGAAGCAACAGUUACCACAGCAUGUCUGUGAUGCUUUUGGUUUAGUUAAGRGACAUGUGCUAUGGAGAACUUAAAAUAUAUUUUGCUUAAUUUUAAAGCKAUCUGCUUUUCCUUGUCUUAUCACUGAUGCAUUCUCACUUUAACCAUGACAGAAAAAUUGUUGUUUUAUA